GGAGGUUUUCCUGCUUUUCCUAGUCCUACAUAUUCUAAACCACAAAAUAUGGUCUAUUGUUUUCCUAUAAUUUUGUUUCCUAUCACAACAUUUCUCAUUCUGACCAUCUUAAUAUUCGUAUUCUUGAUUCUCCUUAAACGUAAGGAUGAAAAAGCUAAACCCGAGACAAGGGCAACCAAGGCCAGAGAUGUGUUUUCAAUUUGGAAUUAUGAUGGAAAAAUUGCAUUUGAAGAAAUGAUUGAAGCAACCGAGGACUUUGACAUCAAAUACUGCAUUGGAAAUGGGAGUCAUGGUAGUGUUUACAGGGCACAACUACCAAAUGGUAGGGUAAUUGCUUUGAAGAAGCUACACAGUUUAGAAGCUGAGAAGACAACUAUCCUUAACAAUUUCCAAAAUGAGGCUCAUAUACUAUCCAAAUUACGACAUCAGAAUAUUAUUAAGCUUUAUGGAUUUUGUUUACAUAAAAAAGGCAUGUUUUUAAUUUAUAAGUACAUGAAGAGGGGAAGCUUGUUUUCUGUUCUACGAAACAAUGAUGAAGCUAUUGAGUUGGAUUGGAGUAAAAGGGUAAACAUUGUUAAGAAUAUUGCUCAUGCUUUGUCUUACUUACAUCAUGACUGCACUCCAUCAAUCGUUCACCACGACCUACCAAGCAACAACAUUCUACUAAACUCAAAAUUGGAAGCAUUUGUUGCUGACUUUGGAUUGGCUAGACUUCUACAUCCUGACUCUUCCAAUAGAACCAUAUUAGCUGGAACUUAUGGAUAUAUAGCCCCAGAACUUGCUUACACCAUGGUUGUGACGGAGACAUGUGAUGUUUAUAGUUUUGGAGUGGUAGCACUUGAAGUAUUGAUGGGUCGUCAUCCAGGAGAACUACUUUCAUCAUUAUCAUCUUCUUCUAAUCAAAAUAUGAUGCUUAUUGAUCUGUUAGACCCACGCCUUCCAUGUGUUGCGGACACAAUGGUCGUACAGGAUAUUGCUCUUAUUUCAAGAAUAGCAUUUGCUUGCUGUUCCAAACCAAAGUCACAACCUACAAUGCACUGCGUGUCUCAUGAAUUUCUUGGCCGCAGGACACCAUUAGCAAAACCUUUUCAUGAGAUUUCCAUCUUAGAGAUGAGAAACCAAUAUAUAUUUGCAGUUGAUAAAUCCAAGGGUUAGGCUUGGAUGUGUUUCACAGUUCUGUGGUAACAAUCCUAUACCAAGUUCUUUUAUUUGACCUCUUUUUAGGUUGCUUCUCUUA
This is a messenger RNA of Pistacia vera, 1237 nucleotides long. Its product is annotated as MDIS1-interacting receptor like kinase 2-like. Gene Ontology annotation, molecular function: ATP binding; protein kinase activity. The transcript is spliced from 2 exons. The record is from RefSeq and is a predicted model, not a curated record. Lineage: Eukaryota; Viridiplantae; Streptophyta; Magnoliopsida; Sapindales; Anacardiaceae. Gene Ontology annotation, biological process: protein phosphorylation. The coding region runs from base 49 to 1155 and encodes 368 amino acids.